AUGCAAUUUUUUGCUAGAAAGCAUUCUCCUCCAUGUGCAGAAGAACGGAAGAAAUAUAACCAUAACUUUGCAGUUUCCACCUCAUUUCAUGGAUUACAUAACCUUGUAGAUGGCAACCACACUGGGACAAUGGGCCAGGUCCGCAGAGUUCUCUGGUUUGUUGUUGUACUUGUUUCUCUCAUUGCAGCCUUUUCACAGGUCUGCUCACGCAUCAUCAAUUAUUUCAGUUGGCCAACGACAACAUCGGUAACUGUGCAGUAUGUCGACAAGAUUGAAUUCCCCUCUGUUACAUUUUGUAACUUGAACAGGUUCCAAACUCGUGCAGUGAACAAUAUAAGCAUUGCCUUUUUCAUGUGGAACAUUGUAUCUACAGUACUACAUUUUUCAAGCACAGGAAAAGAUUCUGAGGAUGUACAAGAAAUGAUUGAAUUUCUGAACCUCAACCAAAAUUUCAGCAUCAAAGACUUUACUAAAAAUUAUGGAUUUUAUCUCAGUAACAGAACACUGUUAAAAUGUGAGUUCUUUGGUAUUCCCUGCUAUCCAGAGGACUUUGAUCAUGUUUUCACAGAGUAUGGAAACUGCUACUCUUUUAACCGCAAUACACCUGAGUCAGAUAAAAGGAUUAGUACAGCAGGGAAAGGACUAAGUGUAAUGUUUGAUAUUAAACAGACCGAAUUCACAGACGAUCCAGCACUGGGAUUUGUGGACGCUGGGAUAACAUUUGUGAUCCACUCACCAAAGGUUCCUCCUAGGUUUGAUGGUCUGGGCUUACACAGUCCAGUGGGUAUGCAUGCACAUGCUUCGAUCAGACACUUUAAGUCAAUAAUGCAAGAACAUCCUUGGGGAGAAUGUAAUCCUGAUUUGGCAUUGAAACAUCAUGAAGUGUAUAGUACAUAUGGAUGUGUACAGGAGUGCAAGUCAAAUUAUAUAGAAGAAGAGUGUGGAUGCUUACCAUUCCUACUUCCCGGUGUUGGAAAGGAGUGUGACCUUACACAAUAUUAUACCUGUGUAUAUCCUGCACUUUACAAAAUUGAUAAACUCGACCUGUGCAGUGUGGGAACUUAUAAUUCGAGUUGCCCAGUUCCAUGUGAAGAGACCGACUACCCCGCCACUCUCUCCUACUCCACAUUUCCCAGUGACAGAGCUGCAGAUUUCCUAUCCAACAAGCUGAGUAGAAAUAUAACAUACAUAAGGAAUAACUUGGUGUAUAUUGACAUUAAGUACAAUGAAUUGAACUACAAAAUAAGCAAGCAGCAAAAAGCUAUGACUUCAAGUGCACUGCUAUCUGAUGUGGGUGGACAGCUUGGUCUGUUUUGUGGAGCAAGCAUGGUUACCGUUAUCGAAGUUCUCGAGUUUGUGGUAACCAAUUUCUUCUGGGCCUGCGCAUUCCUUCUGCUGAAAGUACCCAACAUGUCCCAGUGGACAGACAGACAAUCAAGAUACAAACAAGACAUACCGGAUUGCUAA
Messenger RNA from Nanorana parkeri, 1467 nucleotides. RefSeq names its product acid sensing ion channel subunit family member 5 (gene ASIC5). NCBI's taxonomy places the organism in Eukaryota, Metazoa, Chordata, Amphibia, Anura, Dicroglossidae. The coding region runs from base 1 to 1467 and encodes 488 amino acids. Gene Ontology annotation, cellular component: membrane. The transcript has 9 exons. Gene Ontology annotation, molecular function: ligand-gated sodium channel activity. Gene Ontology annotation, biological process: sodium ion transmembrane transport. The record is from RefSeq and is a predicted model, not a curated record.